Colletotrichum aenigma is the source of this 2583-nucleotide messenger RNA. Its product is annotated as Jerky protein-like protein. The transcript has 4 exons. Bases 1 to 2583 code for a protein of 860 amino acids. Gene Ontology annotation, molecular function: DNA binding. Gene Ontology annotation, cellular component: nucleus. NCBI's taxonomy places the organism in Eukaryota, Fungi, Ascomycota, Sordariomycetes, Glomerellales, Glomerellaceae. The record is from RefSeq and is a predicted model, not a curated record.
AUGCAUGACGUGCAAUCCUUUGCGAAACUUUACCAAGAAAAGGAGCGCAAACGACAGAAACGUCAACGCCAGCUUGAGGAGCAGCAAAAACAACAGCAAACAUCAACGACCUUGUCAACAGAGUUCGCAACACCACUCGAGCAAGAUGUUGGCGCUCUCACUUUCACAGAGACUCAGGCUUCAGGCUUCACAUCAGGUGGUCUUGCUAACUCUUUUGCUGGUAUUGACGACUUCGGAUUCGACUUUAUUGAGGCCUGCAACACAGCUGAGUUAUAUAACAACGAUGCUCUGGGUGACAUUGCACACACGACCGAGCCUUUUGCUCCGAUCUCCAAGAUUGGUCGUGUUACAGCGGAAAGUAUGAAACCCAGCUUGCCAGAUGAGAUCAAGUCUCCGGUAUCCUGGUCAACUUGCACCCCUGAACUAGCCCAGCCUCCGACAGAACCGAAUUCGCAAGAAGUGGCAAUUGCCUCUUCACGAAGCGAACAGCCCCUGGCUCUUGACCUGGUCAGACGUUCAACCGAGCAACUGACAAGUUGUCUUAGCGACAUGAACGCAUAUAUUGCUGGAUCAAAAGAGAGGAGCAAGACCAGCGACACCAGGGAAAGUUGUGAUAAUAACAGCUCAGCCAAAGAUGGUCACGCCAGCUCUUACGAUAACAACACCGAGAGUGAGAGCUGUCCUCAGCAGUUAGCGGUUUCAGAACUCAACCUUACGAGUCCAGAUUCAUCGGGGAUCACUACAUCACAUAUCCUCACCAGAAGCACCUCCGUGGCGCCCGACUCCAUGGCGGGUCCGUCAUGCACACCAAGCCCUGUUACCAGUCUCUCCGUCAACGCUGCUGCCACUUCCAUGGAUAUGGUGGAAAAGCCUCAAACAGACGUUUUCGCGCUUCCUACUCCAUCCUCGGAUCACACCGCCAUCUCACAGCAAGGUGGUGAUACCAUCACCAGCCGGAGGAAACGAGACCAUAUGAGUCAAUAUACAGAGUAUGAGAUUAAUCAGGCUCUUAAUGCGAUCUCUAAUGGGCUUAGCGUGCGAAAAGCUGCAUUGCAGUAUGGGGUCCCAAAGUCUACUCUUUAUGAUCGUAUCCAAGGCACCCAAUCAAGAGAUAUUGCCUUCUCAGAUCUACAGAGGCUCUCUCCAACCCAAGAAAGCCAUUUGGCUGAAUGGAUUCGAAUCCAGGCUGCCCUAGGCCUACCACCAACCCAUCAACAACUCAAGGAAUUCGCUGAGCGUAUCCUACAGAUCCAUGGAGACGCCAAGCCUCUAGGGAAGAACUGGGUUCAGGCUUUUAUCAAGAGAAACCCAUCUGUAAGGGUCCAGAGAAGCAGAGCAAUUGAUUCCCAGCGCAUCAACGGAGCCUCAACUAAUGUCAUCAGGCAAUGGUUCAAGCACCUCGCCAUCCCUGAGAUCAUAGCCAUUAAAGCCUCCAAUCGAUACAAUAUGGAUGAGUCUGGUAUUCUGGAAGGCAGAGGAUCAAAUGGGCUUGUUCUUGGAUCAUCAGAAACUCGUUCUAUCCGCAAGAAACAGCCUGGAUCGCGUGCUUGGACAUCUCUGAUUGAGUGUAUCUCUGCAACUGGCAAGGCACUGCCUCCACUUGUUAUAUAUAAGGGCAAGAGUGUCCAGCAGCAGUGGUUUCCUCUAGAUCUGACGCCAUACGAAUCCUGGAAGUUCACAGCAACAGGAAACGGGUGGACUUCAGACUCUACAGCUGUUAAGUGGUUGACAGAGGUCUUUAUACCUUCUACCCAGCCAGCAGACCCCUCAGAGGUCAGAUUGUUGAUCUUGGAUGGUCAUGGAAGCCAUGAGACUACUGCUUUCAUGUAUACAUGCUUCAGAAACAAGAUACACUUGCUGUUCUUGCCAGCACACACGUCACACGUCCUUCAGCCACUUGAUCAGUCGGUUUUUGGGCCCCUCAAGGCAGCAUACAAGAAGGAGCUUGGAUUACUUGCUGAAUGGGAUGCUGGUACAGUUGUGGGCAAGAGAAAUUUCGUUGUAUGCUAUGGCAAGGCGCGUAAGGCAGCCCUGACAAGCAAGAAUAUCAUCAGUGGCUGGAAAUGGACUGGUUUGUGGCCUAUCAGUAUGGCUAGACCCCUCAUGAGCCCUCUGCUGCUUGAGAACACUUCAACCCCUGCCAAACCAGCUGGUCAGGUCUGCAAAGGGCUCUCUGAUGGCAAAGCAAGCGAAAAAUGGGCGGCAGAUACAUCAGCAGUCCCUUGGUCAACCCCCAAGAAGAGGGAUGAGCUUCAGGAUCAGUUCAGCCUGUUCAGCAAGCUGGAUAACGAUGAGCAUACGCAACGCCUGCUUUUCCGGAAGGUUCAGAAGGGCUUUGAUGAGAAGGCAUACCAACUGGCAGUAGCCCAGCGAAAGAUUGAGGCACUACAAGCAGAGGUUGAUGCCAGUAGGGCCAGGAAACGCAAGAAGGUCAAAAUGAGCCCAAAUUCGAAGUUUGCUGAUAUUGAGGCUAUUCGGAGGGCUCAAAUCGAGGCGGGAGAACUUGUAAAUAGUAUAAAUGAAUCCAGCGAGUCUGAAAACCCUAGUGAUAGCGAAAGUUGUAUUGUAGUUGCAUCAGAAUAG